AAUGAAUCCAAAUACCCAAAAUCAUCGAACCAACCCCACAAUUUGGUUCUUACCACUUGUCACUUCCCAGACCUCAUUUUCAUCCAUAAAUACUGCCCCAUUUGGCUGCAAACCUCCCAUUUCAACAACUUCAUCCGGGACCUCUCUUUGCCAACUACCAAUUCUCACUGCCUGUCCUUUCUAUAGCAGAAGCAUUCUUCAAUGGCUGGAAGGAGCAAGGUUUUAGUCAUUGGAGGCACUGGGUACAUCGGAAAGUUCAUUGUUGAAGCCAGUGUGAAAGAGGGUCAUCCCACUUUUGCUUUAGUAAGAGAGGGUUCAGUUUCAGACCCAGUUAAGGGAAAGGUUAUUAACAAUUUCAAGAACUUAGGGGUUCAUCUGUUGUAUGGGGAUCUUUACGAUCAUGAGAGUCUGGUUAAGGCAAUAAAGCAAGCUGAUGUGGUGAUAUCCGCGGUAGGUUCGAUGCAGUUAGCAGAUCAAGUUAAGAUCAUUGCUGCCAUUAAAGAAGCUGGGAAUGUGAAGAGGUUUUUCCCAUCGGAAUUCGGAAAUGAUGUGGACCGGGUUCAUGCUGUAGAGCCAGCGAAAACAGCAUUCGCAACCAAGGCUCAAAUCCGGCGUGCUAUUGAGGCUGAGGGAAUCCCCUACACCUAUGUGUCCAGUAACUGCUUUGCAGGCUAUUUUCUUCCUGGUUUGUCACAGCCAGGAGCCACUACUCCCCCAAGAGACAAGUUGGUGAUCCCAGGCGAUGGACAUCCUAAAGCUGUUUUCAACCAUGAAAGUGAUAUUGGAACAUACACAAUCAAAGCUGUUGAUGACCCCAGAACACUGAAUAAGAUCCUAUACAUUAGGCCUCCUAAAAACACCUAUUCAUUUAAUGAGAUUGUUGCCUUGUGGGAGAAAUUGAUUGGCAAAACCCUUGAGAAAACAUAUGUUCCAGAGGACCAACUUCUCAAACAGAUCAAAGAGGCUACAUUUCCAUACAGUGUUGGAUUGGCAAUCAGACAUUCAGUCUUUGUGAGGGGUGAUCAUACCAACUUUGAGAUCGAACCGUCAUUCGGAGUUGAGGCUUCUGAGCUGUACCCUGAUGUGAAAUAUACUACUGUGGAGGAAUAUCUGAGCCGUUUGGUUUGAGACAGAAAAUGAAUCAUAUGCUCCUUGUUAUUAAACUAAUACUAGCAAUAAUUGAGAAACUAUCACCGACUGGUAUAUGCGUGUAUGCAUAAGUUUCUUGUUAUCAUUCAGCAGAAUGUGAACCAUACUGUUCUAAAUUACUAUAUAAUAUAUGAGGAGAAUCUGUUUGCCUACUUGCUUAUAUAA
Molecule: messenger RNA, 1314 nt
Organism: Gossypium arboreum
Lineage: Eukaryota; Viridiplantae; Streptophyta; Magnoliopsida; Malvales; Malvaceae
Product: eugenol synthase 2-like
Exons: 5
Coding region: 202-1128 (308 amino acids)
Molecular function (GO): oxidoreductase activity
Source: RefSeq, a predicted model, not a curated record